Quercus robur (English oak) is the source of this 833-nucleotide messenger RNA. Its product is annotated as protein EARLY RESPONSIVE TO DEHYDRATION 15-like. Bases 164 to 583 code for a protein of 139 amino acids. Lineage: Eukaryota; Viridiplantae; Streptophyta; Magnoliopsida; Fagales; Fagaceae. The record is from RefSeq and is a predicted model, not a curated record. The transcript is spliced from 2 exons.
GUUUUGUUUCACUUAUCGCUAUAUAUUGACCACGAUGAAAAGUUCCAACAACUAUUCUUAUCCUCAUCAGCUCAUACUUUCUUUUGUUUAGUUUUAUCCAAAACCCCACACACACAUAUACAGAGAGUUGAGUUUUGCAUUUGCAGAUUGGAGAGAAGUGGCAAUGGAAGUAAUUUCUCAGAGAACAUCAUCUUCAACUUUGAAUCCCAACGCUCCGUUGUUCGUACCAUUGGCUUAUCGGACGGUGGAGGACUUCUCCGAUCAAUGGUGGGAAUUGGUCCAAUCCUCACCUUGGUUCCGCGAAUACUGGCUACAAGAACGCUUCCAAGAUCCCCAAAAUGACCCUUUCAUUCCUGAUAUUCACGACCCUGUCCUCCCAGACGACAUCGAUGCUCUCUUCGACGAUUACUACGUUGAUCAACAUGAGGAAAAAGAGAGAAAUUUUUACAAGGAUUUGGUUUCAAUAGGGACAUUGAAAUGGCCGAAAGCGCGAGCUGUAGCUAAAGUGCCGAGGUAUAUAGAAAAAGCCCCGAAGGUUGUUAAUGUUAAAGUGAGCCCACGGAUGAUUCAGCAGCCGAGGUAAACUGGAUCAGAUUUCCGAUUCAGCGAGUUAAGGAAGAUCAUGUGCUGGUGUUUCCCAGCUUGUAUUUGCUGUAGUUCUUUUUACUUGCAUAAUUUUUGUACAUAAAUCCUGUGUUUGAUUUCAUGUAAACUUUGCCUUUUGUACCCUUUUGUUAUUACUACUUGAUUUGAUAACAAUCUCUAAUUGUAAGUCACAAAUAUCUCCAACAUGUUAAUUGGUUAAUAAUGGUGGGCUCGUUUGAUUCAACUUA